UUGAUAUUUUCAUUUCUUUGAAAUUUUUUUAAUGAAAUUUUCCUCUGAUAAGACAAAAACUGAAAGGAAUCGACUUUUCUUUUAGUGAUGGAAGUCUUAUCAUUAAGCCAAGAAAUCUUCUGAAAACUUCAAGUUCCAUGUUCUUCCUUUGAAGAUGGUGCAAAGAAAGGUGAUCAACAAGCUUGGAAUUAGAUUCCAAGCUGAUGGUGAUCAAUUGCAGCAACAGGAUGGGAAGAAUCGAGGAAAAGAUUUGAAGAAGAAAAUGAAAAAAUCAGGAUCAAUGAAGCGUCAAGAUUUUGAAAAAUGUCGUUUGCCCAAUAUGGGAAGGCAAGAGCGGCAGCCCGGAAGACCUCCGCCGCCUGUAGCAACGCCGCAGAAGCAGCCAGGCGCCGCCGCGGUAGAGAUAUCGACGCCGACGCCGAAUUACAUGAAGUCCACCAGCAGUUCUGAGGCAAGAAAGGAGCGGUCCCAGGUGAGUUCUCCCGGAAGUUCUAAAACUAGUCCUGAGAGUAUAAAUUCACGAAGAAAAAGUUCAGGCUCAUUAAGAAUGUUAUCUAGGAUUUUGCCAAAAACUCCUAGCUUUAAACCCUCAAGAUCAUCUUCAAAUAAAUGUUCCCCGGUUGUGUUGUGUGAAAAUUUAGAUCUUAAAAGAUCAACAUGUUCAUCAACUUUGAAGGAUUAUAAGUUUCCCAGUUACCUCAGUCUUAAUCCUGGAGGAACAGAAUCAGAGGGGACCUCUGUAAUGAAGGUCUGUUCGUAUAAUUAUUGCUCUUUAAAUGGUCAUAAGCAUGCUUCUGUGCCGCCUUUGAAAAAGUUCUUGUCUGCGAGAAGGCUUAUGAUCAGGACCCAAAGGGGCUCAAAGCUGGGGUGUUUAUCACCAAGGCGACCAAGUCCUGGAGAUGGUGUGAAUAUCGAUAGGGAAGUUCUUAGUCGAGAUGAAUUGGAUAGCUUAACAGUUAGUCCUCUGAUUCAAGAAGAGGAUGGGGAUUUCUAUGUUGAAAUCUAUGGUGUAAAGAAGGAAGAUGGUGGUGAGCAAACCGGGGUUGAUCAGAGUGCAAUUGAUGAAAAGGAAGACGAAAAACUUAAUACUGACAGCGAUUCUGGUGAAAAUUUUGAUCAAAAUGGAACUGAUGCUGCUGUCUUUCCUGAAGAAAUUGGAGUGGUGGAGGACAUCAACAUACCUUCCGUGGCUGAAGAGGAUACAAAUCUUGGAUGCUUGAAGGUCCAGACUGAGAUCACGAGAGAGAAUGUACAAAGUGUUCAAUCAGAUGAACUUGAUUCUGAUGCUUCGGAUAUGGAUUGGGAGGCAGGGGAAUACUCUGCUUUCUAUCUUGAUGAUGAUGUUCGUGAUUAUUCACUAGAAGGCGGAAAAGAAUGUGACCGGAAAGGAGUAGAGUCAUCUCAAGUUGAUAGCUGCAUCAUUCGUGAAGAAGCGAUUUUCAAUCUAGAUGAAAAUGUUAGCAGCUGCUUUGAUGAAAUUCCUGCAGAUGAAGAAAGCUGGAGCUCUGACUCGACAGGGUCAUAUGAAUUCCGGGACAACUUCAACAUUGAGAUUACUUCUUUUCUUUUUGAGGAUCAAAUGGGAAAUCUGGAGGCAGCAAAAGAAGAUAAGAAUAAUAUUGUGUCUUCGGACCUGGAUGGUGAUGAAGAGAAACGGAUGUUAGAAGAUGGAACUUCAAUUCAUGAAGAUGAGGGUUCUGAUGUUCCUGAUAGUGUCAGCACCGGAAAUCUGAAUGAGAAGUACGAGCACGAUGUUGGCGGCCUUUCUGAUACUGCUAACAUAUAUCCACUCGACAGGGAGGCAUUUGAUGGAGGCACUCUUCCUAUUUGUAAAGAUCCAGAAAUGGAUCAGUACUGUAAUAGUCGGGCAAAACUUUCAAGCUCUGAUAACGACGAUGGGGUAGAUGUGAAAGACCAAUCUGAUGCUGCAAAGUUGACUGGGAUAAAAGCAUCUGAUGAGGAAUCUCAGACUAGAAAUGUGGAAUAUCAGGGCCACUUGGUUAAUCAUUGUAAUGAAGCUGAUAAUUUCGCUGAAUUAGUUCCCAUAGAUCCCCAAAAAGGGUCUUGUUUAGGCAUGCCUGAGCUCAAUACGGCUGAAAAUGGAGAUCACAUAGUUCAAACAAAUUCAACCACGGCAGAAAAAAAAGACACCUGCUUGACAAGGACUACAUUAACGGAAUCAGAUAAUGCAUUUGACGCCUGCAAAAACCUAAAAACAACAACCAGAUGCAAGAGACGCGUCGAUGAGUAUGACAAAUCAAGACAAUUCAAUCCACGAGAUCCAAACUUUCUACCAGUUGAACCUGAUCCGGAGGCCGAAAAGGUUGAUCUUAAGCAUCAGAUGACGGACGAAAGGAAAAAUUCUGAAGAAUGGAUGCUUGACUAUGCACUCAGACAAGCAGUCACAACACUCGCUCCAGCUCGCAAGAGAAAAGUUGCAUUGCUGGUUGAAGCUUUCGAAAAAGUCUUGCCAAGUGAACCUCACCGGGCGCAUAGCUCAGAAGCAUUAGGCCAUACUAGACCAAUCCAAGCAUGCAGAUGAAACCAGUUGCAGCUGAUAUGAAGAAGGAGCUCAGUUGAGCUAUAGAUGUCAGCCAGCAUAGAAGUAUUCAUCUGACAUAGCUAAGUUCAAUCUUCCAAGAGAGCCUGGAAACUAGAAAGUGA
Olea europaea var. sylvestris is the source of this 2664-nucleotide messenger RNA. RefSeq lists its product as uncharacterized. Gene Ontology annotation, molecular function: calmodulin binding. The coding region runs from base 155 to 2542 and encodes 795 amino acids. The transcript has 2 exons. NCBI's taxonomy places the organism in Eukaryota, Viridiplantae, Streptophyta, Magnoliopsida, Lamiales, Oleaceae. The record is from RefSeq and is a predicted model, not a curated record.